Fusarium venenatum is the source of this 489-nucleotide messenger RNA. The record is from RefSeq and is a predicted model, not a curated record. NCBI's taxonomy places the organism in Eukaryota, Fungi, Ascomycota, Sordariomycetes, Hypocreales, Nectriaceae.
AUGAUCAUAUAUGCCGCUUCGAUGGUCGAUGCUGAGAAUGAUGUUGGUAUACGACAACAGUUGAUAGACAACAUCACUUCCAAUAUGAAGGUAACUCAGGCUCUUACGCGUCGUCUUGUUCGGUUUGGGUUCCAUGAGCUCAAUGGAGAGGUUGGAGGGGUCAGUGGCCCUUCUGAGGCUUUCUACCUUUCUGAGCUCUCCCCAUUCCGAAGAGCAUACGACGAUACACGUGCAAGUUUGGCUGGUUCGCUUGGUAGCUCUUCUUACGACAUUACGCAAGACGUAUCAUCUGUGGACUGGAACCAGCACGUCAAUCAGCUACUGGACUCAUCCAUCGUGUCUGCUGCUGCAGCUCCGGUUGAUGAUCAUGUAUCGUCUAUGGGAGACUAUACGCAGGCUAUGUUCAAUGUAUCUCAGGAAAUAACGUGGGAUCUUUUUUCCCUGCCAGAUUGGGUGUUUCAGCAGGAGGAUAUAUACUUCGGAGCAUAA